AGAAGAGGAAAGAGAAAGAGAAGACAAAAAGGGGAAGAGUAACAUUUAACAUUUUAUAAGAAGAAUGAGAAGUACGUGAACAAGAGAAGCAGAAGAAUAAACAGAAGAGGAAGAAGAAGACCCAUCAGUAGAGGAAUACAGAGUAGUAGAAGAAGAUGAGACCCGCAGUCCUGCGCUCCUGCUGACCCAACACUCUCCAUAAUGGGCUCCAAAGAUAAAAAAUCCAAAGACGAGGGCAAGAAGAAGAAGAAAGCGGAGAAGGAGGACUCGGAGUCGGAGGAGGAGGAUGAAGAUUCACGCAAGAAGAAGAAGAAGAAGAGCAAGAAGGGAAACGCAGACAGUGAUGACGACGGCAAGAAGAGCAAAGACAAGAAGAAGAAGAAGAAGAAGAAGAACAAGACGGAGGAUUACGUGGAGAUUUAUGAGAACGAGCUGAGGAACUACGAGCCCGAGAAGGUGGAGAACUAUGAGGAUGAGUACCACAAGAAGAAAGUGUAUGAAGUGGUGACCAUCACCGGAGAUGUAAACGGAGCUGGAACAGAUGCUAAUGUGUUCGUGACGCUGUUCGGGGAUUACGGCAUCACUCCCAAACUACACCUGAGCAGCAAAAAUCGAACUUCGUUUGAGAAAAACAAAACUGACGUCUUCCGGGUAAAAACACACAAUGUGGGCCCUCUGAAAAAAAUCAGGAUUGAGCAUGAUAACACUGGUUUGAACGCCAGCUGGUUUCUGGACCGGGUCGUGGUGACGGACAUGAACAGGCCUCAUCUGCGCUUUUAUUUCGCCUGUAAUAACUGGCUGAGCAGAGAUGAAGGAGACGGGCUGUACGUGCGGGACCUGCUGGGCAGUCUGGACCCCAUGGACAUGCCCAAAUAUAAUAAAUAUGUAGUGAGUGUGUUCACGGCUGAUGUGAAAGGCAGUGGGACUGAUGCAGACGUAUUCCUCAAUAUAUUCGGAGAGUUUGGUGAUACAGGGGAGAGACGACUAGACAAUGAUAAAAAUAACUUUGAGCGAGCAACAGAAGACAAGUUCACCAUGGAGGCUCCAAACCUGGGCAAAAUCAGAAAAAUCACCAUCGGACACAAUAAUAAAGGCUCUUCAGCUGGAUGGUUUGUGGACAAGGUGAUAGUGGAUGAUUUGGGAAAUAAAGCUGUGUAUGAGUUUCCCAUCGGCCGCUGGUUUGCUCUGGAUGAGGAUGAUGGGAAGAUUCAGAGAGAUGUGCUGGUCGGAGGCAGUCAACCCACCGGGAUAGUGUAUAAUGUUCAGGUGGUGACAGGGAACAUCAGAGGUGCAGGGACAAACUCUAAGAUCCAGAUGGUGAUGCACGGAUCCAAAGGCAUAAAGAACAGCGGUAAAAUCUUCCUGGAGGGAGGACAGUUUGAGCGCGGCCUCACCGACAUCUUCAACGUGGAGAUCGCAGCGCUGCUCAGUCCACUCAGCCGCGUCACCAUCGGACACGAUAACGGAGGGGUCAGCCCUGGCUGGUACUGCGACAAGGUGGUGGUCUUCUGUCCAUUCACUGGUAUUGAACAGACAUUCCCCUGCUCUAAAUGGCUGGAUGAGGACGAGGGCGAUGGGAUUAUCGAGAGAGAACUGUAUGAGAUGGUGUCGCUCCGACAGAAGAGGCAGAAGAAACAUCCGUGGUCGCUCUGGAUCUGGACGACGGAUCUUGCCGGAGCUGGAACAGACGCCUCCAUCCUUCUGCAGAUCUACGGAGAAAAGGGGAAAUCUGACGAGAUGAAGCUCGACAACAAAACUGACAACUUUGAGCAGGGCCAACUGGACAAGUUCAUGGUUGAACUGCCAGAUUUGGGAAAACUGACCAAACUGCGGAUCUGGCAUGAGAAGAGGAAUCCGUUCGCCGGCUGGCAUCUGAGUCGAAUAUCCAUAUUGAAAACUCUCACAAAGGAGAAGUUUAAAUUCCCAUGUGAACGCUGGCUGGACACCAAUGAGGAUGAUAAUGAGGUGGUGCGAGAGCUGCCGGCCACAGGAGACCUGAUCGCUGAACCACUGCCUGUGGUAAAGUAUCGAGUGACCGUCUACACAGGGGAUGUGAGCGGCAGCGGGACGGAUGCGCAUGUGUUUCUGUGUCUGAUCGGGGAUCAGGGCGACACUGGUGACCGCAGCCUCAUCAACUGCAAGAACAACAUCAACAAGUUCGAGCGGGGAAACGCUGAUGAGUUCAUCAUCGAGGCGGUCUCCAUCGGGCCGGUGCGCAGGGUUCGUAUCGGUCAUGAUGGUCGGGGUGGAGGCUGUGGAUGGUAUCUGGAUAAAGUGACUAUCCGUGAAGAAGGACAGGCUGAAUCCCAGGCUGUGGAGUUCCCCUGCAACAGAUGGUUCGACCGCAAUGAAGACGAUGGACAGAUAGUUCGAGAGCUGCAGCCGUUUGCAGAUGGACAGAGACUGUACAACGUCAGCUAUCACAUCGCGGUGAAAACAGGCAACGUCACCGGAGGAAGUUCAGACUCUAAAGUUUUCGUGAAGUUGUACGGAGAGAAAGGAGACACCAGUAAAAUGAUGCUCGCCGUCUCCGACAAUAAUCUGCGCAAUUACUUUGAAGUGGGCCGGGUGGACAUCUUCACUCUCGACACUUUAGACAUCGGACAGAUCAACCGUCUCCUGAUCGGACACUCGAAUGAAGGCAUGCGCGCCGGCUGGUUUCUGGACAGCGUUCAGAUUGUGGUUCCUAAUCACGGAAAGCACUACAUGUUCCCCAGUCACCGCUGGCUGUGUGAAGACGAGGCUGAUGGGAAGACGGAAGUGGAGAUUUACCCCAGCGAAAUACUCGACUUUGAGCUAUUGAUAAACUAUGAGAUCACGGUGGUGACAGGAGACAUUUUCGCCGGCGGCACAAAUGCCAACGUGUACAUCCAAAUAUACGGAGAUCAAGGAAAGACAGAGGUGCUCAGACUCAGCAGCAGAUCCAAUAACUAUGAAAGAGGAACCACCGAGAUAUUCAAGGUCGAAGCUAAAGAUGUGGGGAAAAUCUUCAAGAUCCGCAUCAGCAACGAUGACUCGGGCAUCGGAGCCGGAUGGUUUCUGGACCGUGUGGAGAUCAAGCGUCUGGUCAUGGCCAUGGUGCCCAAAGAGAAGAAGGAAGACAAGAAGAAGAAGAAAAAGAGUAAGAAGAAGAGCGAGGAUGAUGAUGAGGAGGAAGGUGGAGAGGAGAUGCGGGAGGUGGUGUUAACCUAUUCAUUUCCCUGCGACCGCUGGCUGGCUUCAGAUGAGGAGGAUGGAGAGUUGGUGGUGGAGCUUCUGCCGGAGGAUACAGAGGACCUGGAGGAGAACACAUAUGAAGUUAACGUGUUCACGGGAAACAUGAUGGGUGCCGGAACGGAUGCUAACGUGUUCAUCAACAUCUACGGGGAAAAUGGAGACACUGGCGAGCGGCACCUCAGAAAGUCCAACCAUAUGAACAAGUUUGAGCGCGGACAGGAGGACGCGUUCUCCAUCACUGCUGUGGAACUGGGGACUCUGAAGAAGCUGCGGAUUCGUCAUGAUAACAGCGGUCAGUCUGCCUGGUAUCUGGACCGUGUGGAGAUCGUGGACACUAAAGACGACACCACGUAUUAUUUCCCCUGUAAUCGAUGGCUAGCGGUGGAUGAAGAUGACGGUCAGAUUGCACGCGAGCUCGUACCCGUAGACGAGGCUUUCAUGAGGAAAGAUGAAGAUGAGGAGGAUUCUGGAGCCACGCUGGGACUGGAGCAGAAAGCGAUGUCCACAACAUACACGCUGCGCAUCAAGACGGGAGAAAAGAAGCACGCUGGAACAGACGCCAAUGUUUUUGCCAUUCUGUUUGGAGAGAAUGACGACACAGGAAUCAUCAACCUGAAGGCAUCUAAGUCCCACAAAAACAAGUUUGAGAAGGGGAUGAUCGAUGUGUUCACCGUGGAGGCCGUGGAUCUCGGAGAACUCCUGAAGCUGAGGAUCGGGCAUGAUGAUGGAGGAAAGUGA
This is a messenger RNA of Danio aesculapii, 3954 nucleotides long. Its product is annotated as lipoxygenase homology domain-containing protein 1-like. The coding region runs from base 202 to 3954 and encodes 1250 amino acids. The transcript is spliced from 24 exons. NCBI's taxonomy places the organism in Eukaryota, Metazoa, Chordata, Actinopteri, Cypriniformes, Danionidae. Gene Ontology annotation, molecular function: protein binding. The record is from RefSeq and is a predicted model, not a curated record.